This is a messenger RNA of Phyllopteryx taeniolatus (common seadragon), 7620 nucleotides long. Its product is annotated as TNF receptor-associated factor 2-like. NCBI's taxonomy places the organism in Eukaryota, Metazoa, Chordata, Actinopteri, Syngnathiformes, Syngnathidae. The record is from RefSeq and is a predicted model, not a curated record. Gene Ontology annotation, cellular component: plasma membrane signaling receptor complex; cytosol; cytoplasmic side of plasma membrane. Bases 568 to 2352 code for a protein of 594 amino acids. Gene Ontology annotation, biological process: protein K63-linked ubiquitination; positive regulation of canonical NF-kappaB signal transduction; tumor necrosis factor-mediated signaling pathway. The transcript is spliced from 10 exons. Gene Ontology annotation, molecular function: ubiquitin-protein transferase activity; tumor necrosis factor receptor binding; ubiquitin protein ligase binding.
UUGGGUGUAAUUUAAGACUUGUUUUGGUCAUAAUUGUAUGACUUUAUUCUUUUAAAAGAUGUUUUUUUUGUCACAAUUUUAGAAAUGUAUUCGUAUAGUAUUAGUUUUUGUUGUAAUUUUACAAUUUCAUUCUUUUGAUAUUAUAACCUUUGUUGUAAUUUUUUUUGACAUCAUUUCACCACUUUUUUGUAAUUUAAAAUGUUUUUCCUCGCAAUUGUACAAUUUAUUUUUUAUAACAUUACAACCUAUUUGUACUGUGACAUUUUGACCAUAAUUGUAGAACUUAUUUUAUUCUUAUUAAUGCUAGGACGUGGUCAUAAUUUUUUUUGGUCAGAAUAUUUUUGUCAGGUGUAUUCUCUUAACAGUAUGACUCUGCUCAUAAUUUUAUGACUGUAUUGUGUUUCAUGAAAGAUAUUACAACUUUAUUCUCUCAACAUUAUGACUUUUUUUUUUAUUUUUUUACAUAAUUUCACAACUUUAUUUUCAUAAGAUUCUAAAAAAAAAAAUGUUUGUCUUAAUCUUUGGACUUGUGUCCCAUCCAGGAGUGAACGCGUGUGAUCGGACAGUAUGGCCGCCCAGGAGCCUUCGCCUCCAUCGUCCAUGGAGAGCAACAAGCCGGGCUUCCCCAAGAAGAUCCUGGGCAACAAGCUGGAGGACAAGCACCUGUGCAAGUGCUGCCACAACAUCCUGAGACGACCCUUCCAGGCGCAGUGCGGCCAUCGCUUCUGCUCGUACUGCUUCAACCUGGCCAUCAGUAACGGACCACAGAAAUGCAACGCUUGCAUCAAGGAGGACAUUUUCGAAGAGGCCACGUCAAUCCUGAAACAAGGAUGUGCUUUUCCCGACAACGCCGUCCGGCGGGAAGUGGAAAACCUCACGGCUGUCUGCAUAAACGAAAGCUGCUCUUGGAGAGGAUCUGUCAAAGAUUACGAGCUGAACCACGAGGCCAAGUGCGAGUUCAUGAUCGUCCCGUGCCCCUCCUGCAAGGAGCGCAUUCGCUUCAACGAGCAGGAGCGGCACAGCGAGCGCGAGUGCCCGGAGAGGACGCUCAACUGCAAGUACUGCAAGGAACCCUUUCACUUCAAGAACAUCAAGGCCCACGAUGAGAUUUGCCCCAAAUACCCGAUGAUCUGUGAAGGCUGCGCCAAAAAGAAGAUACCAAGGGAGAAGUACGUGGACCACAUCAAGUACUGCAGCAAAUUCAGGAUGCCGUGUCGCUUUCACGUCGUGGGCUGUGACAUGUCGGUGGAGAAAGAGAAGACCCACGACCACGAACGCGCGUUUGCCUACGAGCACCUCAACUUGCUGCUGCACUACAUCAUGGGCAUGAAGGUGAGCAUGGAGGCGCUGCAGCCGCAGGGUCUGGAGGUGGCGGGGCACAAACUGGUGGAACUGCAGCAGUCGCUCAGGGAACUGGAGGCCCGGGUCUCCCAGCUCAGCACCACCUCCUCCUCCUCCGGGCCUCCCGUGCAGGGAGCCGCCGCCUCCUCGUCCUCCGGCUCGGGCCCGCUGGUCCUGGCUCCCCUGCCCCCGCCUCCCGCCCUGGCCCCCGCCCUGUCCGUGUCUACCUCCUUCACGCCCCUGCCCAGCUCGGUGGGCGCGGCCCUGGAGCUGCAGCUCCACAGCGAGAAGACCAAGGUGGCCGAGCUGGGCCGCCGCUGCACCGAGCUGGAGGUGAAGGCGGGCACCUUUGAGAACGUGGUGUGCGUCCUGAACAGAGAGGUGGAGCGCUUCGCCACCACCAUGGAGGCCAGUAACCGCCAGCACAAGCUGGACCAGGACAAGAUCGAGGCUCUGAGUAACAAGGUGCGGCAGCUGGAGAGGACGGUGGGCCUGAAGGACCUGACGGUAGCGGAGAUGGAGGGUCGGCUAAGGGAAAUGUCCGCCACGACGUUCGACGGCGUCUUUGUGUGGAGGAUCUCCGAUUUUGUCAAAAAGAGACAGGACGCUGUCGCUGGUCGAGCCCCCGCCAUGUUCUCGCCAGCUUUCUACACCAGUAAAUAUGGCUACAAGAUGUGUCUGCGGAUCUAUCUGAACGGGGACGGGACAGGGCGCGGCAGCCACUUGUCCUUGUUCUUUGUGGUGAUGCGGGGACUCAGCGACGCGCUGCUCAAGUGGCCCUUCAACCAGAAGGUGACCCUUAUGUUGCUGGACCAGAGCAACCGGGAGCACAUCAUAGACGCCUUCCGGCCCGACGUCACCUCGUCGUCCUUCCAGCGGCCCGUGAGCGAGAUGAACAUCGCCAGCGGCUGCCCGCUCUUCUGCCCGCUCUCCAAGCUAGACGCCAAAAACUCUUACAUCCGCGACGACACCAUCUUCAUCAAGGCCAUCGUGGACCUCACCGGGCUCUAGAGGGGGCGGGGCCACACCAGGUGUUCAGUUUUGACAAGUGGACCGGGGUCUUCAUUGUGACUCUGAGGUAAUCCCUCCGGGGCGCAGCUAUAGCGUCCUUCUGCCGCUUUGGGGAGUUACAGACGUGUGCCCGGGCGCCGCUGUUGUUGCGGCGAGAAUGUCCGUCACCCACUGUUUGUUUCCGGCGCGGCAAUAUUAUCUUAAGUGCGUCGCAGGAGGACACCGACGGGACGGCGAGGACCGAGGAAAGUCGCGUGUCGGGUGCGGGUUUAUCAUCGCGACGGCAGCUAAUUCGGGGGUGGUGAGGUCUUCUGCUUCUUCGUCUUGAGAUUGUCGGUGUCGUGAGCCUCUCUGGUCUCGUGUUGAGUACAUUUGCAUAGACAAACGUGGAGUUAUGUGAUCAACAAGGCUUCUCCCCCUUCUUCUUUCGUCCCACAGGUGCCACGUGCAUGCUCGCUGGCGCCUUAUGUCCACUGAAGCUCGACGAGGGCGCCGUUGUUAGUUUUUGCCCGCGUGUGUUGUUUAGAUUACAGUGGUUCUCAAACUAGGGAACCCGGACCCCUGGGGGUCCUUGGGCCGUAACUUGGUGGUCGGCAAAGAAUUUUGCAAUAAAUUGUUAACCAAUCAGGGGACGAAAAAAAUGCUGACAUCUUUGAGAGCUACCUUGCUGUGUCUGUUUGGAUGAAUUUGAGUCCUAAAGAAACAAUCUGAUUGCUAAUAUAGUUCAAGUUGCUGUACAUGGGCCAGAACUGAUUCUGAAGGACCUGGGCAGAUUUAAUUGACAUGGCAACACAUAGAGGCAGAAAUGUAAUUUGUAGAGAUGCACAAUAUUUUUUUCCAAACCGAUACCGAUACCUUCCUGCUUCUCAAGACCAAGACGAUAACCAAUAACUUAUUUGUGUUUUUUUAUUUAGAGUUAAAUUUAGUUUGUGCACACCUGGAGGAAAGAAAUACUCAAAGAUUUGUCCUAACCAAGUAUGACAUCACUAUUAAAACAAUAACUUAUUUGUGUUUUUUUAUUUAGAGUUAAAUUUAGUUUGUGCACACCUGGAGGAAAGAAAUACUCAAAGAUUUGUCCUAACCAAGUAUGACAUCACUAUUAAAACAAAUUUGAAAAACACAUCUGUUUCUAGAAUUGCAUAUUUAUGCAUCUUUUUUCAAGAAAAUACUUUGUUUUCAGUGGCUUAUCAGAAGUAAACUUCAGCCAUAGUUAAGUGCAAAAUGAAACGGAGGCAGAUGUGCUAACCAGUCGUACACCGUUCCGCCCAAAUAAUUAUCUGUCCGAUAAUUAUCAUGCAUCCCUACUAAUUGGACAAAAAUCUUUACAUCCACAUACACGUACGGGAAGCAGUGCAGCCAACAGAAAUGCUACGAAAUGAGUGAGAAUUGGCUGUUGGGGAAAAAGUGAACACAAUUUUACGAAAUAAAUAUCAGAAUUUAGGUUGCAAAUGUACAUACGUGUACAUCAGUGCUUCUGAUAUUUCUUUAGACAAGCAGAGAAUUUCUUUCUGACCCCUUAAUAUUGAGUGUCAAUUAAAACAUUGCAUACCUACUGUACAUAUGUCGGGGACCACUGCGGCAAUAAAACAAACCUUAGAUUUGGGCCAUUUUAAAGCUCUGCUAUGAUUGUGACGUAUCGCAAACAGUAAAUCUGACAUCCCUGCAUGCGUGCGACAUUUCCAGCUCUCACGCUCUUGUACAGGUCAAGCAAAGGCAACCUCGGCAAGUGUUUACGGCUUGGAAGUACAUUCCUCUGGUGUAACCUUGACAAUAUCGUUUUUAAAUCACUGCUUGGAGCACCUCAACUCACUUCAAUAUUGUUCCUAGGUACAAAGAUACCACGAGAUGGUGUCAAAGCACUACUUUGGUCUCAAUGAAGCGCCUCAACUCACAUCAGCAUUGUUCCUAGCAACAAGAAAUGUCUAAAUGAAGCUCUUCAAUCACUUCAACAUAGUUUCUUGGCACCAAGAUGCCACAAGAUCGCCACAAAGCCCUACUUUUGUACAAAUAAACUCCUCAACUCACUUCACCAUAGUUCUGUGGCACCAAAAUACCAAGAAAUGGCAGUAAAGCACUACCUUUGUCUGAAUGAAGCUCCUCAACUCACUUAAGGAUAGUUCCUUGUCUUCAGUAUGCUCAGAGAUAAUUCUAUUAUAGCUGUGACAUUAAAUUUGGUGGAUUAAUUUCUAUUAAACAGGUCAUACAUUUUUAAAUUCCAUCCAUCCAUCCAUCCAUUUUCUGAACCGCUUCUCCUCACUCGGGUCGCGGGCAUGCUGGAGCCUAUCCCAGCUAUCAUCGGUACACCCUGAACUGGUUGCCAACCAAUCGCAGGGCACAUAUAAACAAACAACCAUUCGCACUCACAUUUACACCUACAGGCAAUUUAGAGUCGUCAAUUAACCUAGCAUGCAUGUUUUUGGGAUGUGGGAGGAAACCGGAGUGCCCGGAGAAAACCCACGCAGGCACGGGGAGAACAUGCAAAGUCCGCACAGGCGGGGCCGGGGAUUGAACCCCUGUCCUCAGAACUGUGUGGCAGAUGCUCUAACCAGUCGUCCACCGUGCCGCCAUUUUUAUAUUGAAAUGUAAAAAAAAAAGAGAAGAAUAAUCCCAUGGCAUGCAGUUUAAUUGGUGUUGGAUUAUGAGGAGCUCCUUGGAAAACGUUCUUCCCUGUCAGGGGUCCCUGGACCCAAAAACUUUGAGAACCCUUGGUUUAGAAGCAGGCGUCCCUUUUCGUGUAAAGUUUGUGCUCGUUCCGACUCGGGAGGGGUCGGGGGCGGGGGGUUGCGACCAGUGCUUUGGUACAUCUGUGGAAGAUACAGUGGAGUUAGCGAGGUGUCCGAGGCGCAGGCCUGACAUUGUGUUUUUUCUUGAGUACACCCCCUCCCCACCCCUGUGAUUACGCUCGCUGGCUCGCAUCUCGACAGGUGGCGGUGUUCCCUCCCCUCCCACGCCCGCCCCCCGCUCACCGAGAGAAGGAACGUUGUUUUCUUGUGGGUCCAAAAUGUGACGUGUGCGCUGCUAGCCGAGCUGGCAUACCGAUGUGAUUCUUAUAGUGUAUACUGUUUUGUGGGUGCAAAUGUACAUAAAUAGAAAAUCAAGACUUCUGUACAGUGAACCCUCGCUAUUCACGAGGGUUAGGGACCACGACCCGCCACCAUGAGCACAAAUUUGUUUGUAAUAGAUGCUCCCCCCAAAAUAAUGUUCAUGAUUGCCUGUAUUAAUAGUUUAAACCCUUAACAUAACCAAAAGUAGGAUCCCAAAACACAUCAUUUCAAACUACUUACUUCCAACUCACUUCAAUAGUACCAAGAUGCCACAAGAUGGCAGAAAAGCACUAUUUUUGUUCAAUUAAGCUCCUCAAUUCACUUUAACAUAGUUCCUUGGCACAAAGAUUGCAGCAAAGUGUACUACUUUUGUCUAAAUGAAGUGCCUCAACUCACGUUAACAUACUUCCUUGAAAACAAGAUGCCACGCGAUGACGGCAAAGCACUACAUUUGUCGAGUGAAGUUCCUCAACUCACUUUAACAUAGUUCCUUGGCACCAAGAUGCAGUCAAAGCACUACUUUUGUCUAAAUGAAGUGCCUUGACUCACUUCAACAUAGUUCAUUGCACCAAGAUGCCAUAAGAUGGUGGCAGAGCAAUACUUUUGCCUAACAAAGCUGCUCAACUCACUUCGGCAUAAUUCCAUGGCACCAAUAUGCAAAAAGAUGAUGGCAUACCACUACUUUUGUCUAAUGAAGCGCCUCAACUCACUUCAACAUAGUUCCUUGGCACCAAGAUGCCACAAGAUGGCAGCAAAGCACUUCUUUUGUCUAAAUCAAACACCUGUACUCACUUUAACAUAGUUCCUCAAAAUCAAGAUGUCUCAAGAUGGUGGUGGCAAAGUACUACUUUUGCGUGAUGAAUUUCCUGAACUCACAUCAGAUCCCACAAGAUGGCGGCAAAGCUCUACUUUUGUCUGAAUCAAGCACCUCAAGUUGCGCGAAUCGGCAGGGGUUCACUGUACACUGUUUUGUGGGUGCAAAUGUACAAAAAGAGAAAUUCGGAUUGUUCUGCUUACUAAAUAGAUGUUCAAGCUUGUGGACUUGACUGCUUUUUGACUCUUUGGAAGGGUCCCGCUGGCCUGUUUUCAAACCAGUCUCGACCGGUAUUGAAGCCUCUCUGUGCAUGGGAGACUUUAAUUGGUAAAUCAUGUAAAGCGGCUCCACGCCGGUUCACGCCGCUGUGGCCGCGUUUAUUUCCAUUUGUCUGGAGGAGAAUACGGUAGAGUAGCUUAUUAUGUUAUAUCCGGCUGUGCUCGUCACAAAGUAUUGGCCUAUAUUCCUUAUAACAAUGUAUAAAUAUGUAUUUUUCAUAUCAUAAAUCUCUAUAUAAAAUCUAGAUAUCCGUGCGGACGCGCACAAGCUGUUAUAAUAAAAAUAGUAUUACCGAAUACACUAUUAAUUCUAUAUCUAUGUAUCAGUUUUUGUUUUAUUUGUUGAAGAUGGUUUAAACAGGCCAGAGCUGAUUCCUUUUGGUGCAGCGUGAGUCCUUCUUGAGUGCAAUAUUACAUUUUAAGGGUUUACAGGAGUCCCGCGUGACUUAUUUAGCACUGUUUGUUUACAUUGCGGCAAGCAACUUUAAACUUGUCUCACAUAAAUAUCGUUGUCAUGCCGGCGGAAAUGACGCAAAUAUGACUUUUCAUGUUGUGCUCUUUGUGGGUUUAUAUUCUUAGCUGAAGAAAAACAAGCAUGUAACCAGUACCAUUACAUGUAUUAAAAAAUAUAUAAUAACCCUUUGUGUCGUGCCAAACUCAAAUAUUACCUCCAUGUUGUAUUGCAAGGUGUUUUAUUUGUUUAUUCUAUGCCUCUACAUUACCUGUAUGUGUAUGUUGCCAAAUGGUUAUUUAAACUGGAGCUGCUCUUUGUGUGUUAUAAUAAAUAAUAACACGUGUGCGUGUGUGAAUGCAUGGGUCACUACUAGCACCAGAGCAUAUCAUAAAAAAAAACAAAGUGCCCACCAACAAAAUAUCCUCGUAUUUACGCCCAUGUAAUCUGAAUGUAAACCCUUUACACAUUGAAAGAAAACACGUGUGUGUAACGUGAUGCAGUUGGAAUGAAGCAACUUUUAUUUGUGCACUUUGCAUUAGUUCCAUGUUCAAACAGGGUAUUUUUAUUCGUGUACCUUGAAGUCACGAGCCAUACAAGUAUUCCGCUGUUGAUAUUUGAUGUGUUAACGCUCAAAAGAAACUCGCAGUCUGUAAUAAAGUUUGGUGAUUUGAACGCGUU